AUGACUGCUACUUGGCCACAACAUGCUCUGGACGACCGCAAAUUCGCUGAUGUAUUUCAACUAGCCCAAACAUUCGAAUUACACUGCGCAAAGGUUUAUGACCAUGCUGUCACCCACCCCGACUGUGCGCCUUCCGCCGACUACGUGAUGCAAUUGGUGUCUCAGGCAUAUCGCGCGGUCCACAGUCUACACAUGCAGAAAAUUGCUACCGAAUAUCUGGACACGGACACCGCGACGGCGGCGCUGGAGAAGAAUGCAAAGGAAUAUCACGAGCGUUGCGAGUUAUCGUCUGCCGAUAAGAAUGAGCCCAUGGAGGCUUGGGCCGCAGAAGAGCCGGCGCAGGCUGUUCCAAGUCUGGGGCUUAUGGAUAUCCUGACCGAAGAAUUUGACGAGGACGAUGAGGAGGAGGACGAAGAAUGGGAAGAGUCCGACGAAGAAACGGACGAGGACGACGAGUACUACGAGUAUUGCGAGGGCUCGGAUUCAGACUCGGAGAUGGAAGAACUCGCCGAAAUCUCUGAAGUUGAACCGGUUAAUCGAUUGGAAGGAACGAAACAAGCUGGCGAAGCGCCAGCGCAAAAAAUCACCAAAAUUCCCGAACCACAGACAACCGCAAAAGAAAGACCACCUCCAAUCUCGAUCUUCAAAGAUCAAGCCAUGCAUGACAGGAUUACAGCAGCGCUACAAAAUUUGUCGUUUACACAAGCCGAGCCUGAAUACGCUCCCUUGGCACGAGAAGAAACUCACGUCGACGGUCCACAGACGGAUAGCACUGCAUGCUCCACAGAUGAGCCCGAAGAGGCUCCGCUGGCACGAGUGUUAACUCACAUCGACUGCCCACAGAUAGACAGCACCGCGCUCUCCAAGAACGAGCCUCAAGAGGCUCCAUUAGCACGACUGGAAACUCACAUCGACCGCCCAAAGACAGAUAGCACUGCCUACUCCGCAGGUGAUGCACACAGUGAAGCCACGGCCGUGCAAACCAAGUCUCACCAGCAGACAGUCCUUAGUCACUCCGUCACAGCACCGGCUGACAACGUGCGAAAAGCCAGUCCCGACUCGCCUGGUCUCCACCGAAAAUUCUCUCUGCGGUCGUCUCCUAGUGGUCUUUCUCGGAGACUCAAGACAGUGUGCCAUAAAUAUGCGGGAAGAGUUAUGGUGCCUAUCCGUGGAAAGGCGAAUUGA
Molecule: messenger RNA, 1185 nt
Organism: Penicillium brevicompactum
Lineage: Eukaryota; Fungi; Ascomycota; Eurotiomycetes; Eurotiales; Aspergillaceae
Exons: 1
Coding region: 1-1185 (394 amino acids)
Source: RefSeq, a predicted model, not a curated record